ACAGUAGUAUUAAAAGUAUGUUGCCACAGGUUUGUUGGCGAUAGAUUUAUUCGUUCCUGAAGAAAAAGAUACCAGCAUUUCUUUGAAAAUAUAUCUACAUUAUCUAGAAGAUGUCAGCAGUAUYAAACGCGAAUUUUGUGGUCAGUUAAAUUUGGUGCAAUGUCAAGUCGGGUAGCUGUCACAAGUUCGUCAGCAACGACUAUCAGAAAUCCGCUGCCGAAUAUCAACCAUCGCCGACCCAAGUCAGAUACAACGGCAAAGAAAAGAGCCACAAAUAAGGUGGACAAGGAAUCAAACCAUGAAAAUGCGGACAACGAGUUAACUCUGCAAAUUCUUGAAAAGGCACAAGAGAGUCAUCCUUCCAAGGUGUUUGAAAUUAACCUGAGUAGUCAGAAGUUGACUAGCAUACCAGACAUAAACCAGUUUUGUAAAGUCAGGAUAUUAGACUUAUCUUGCAAUAUCAUCACAAGAAUARAUGGCCUUCAUAACUUAAAUGAACUGAAGGAGCUUAAACUUUACUCAAACAAAAUAGAAAAAAUUCAAGGACUAGAAAAAACCAAAGAGCUCCACAGCCUUCAUCUUCAACACAACAGAAUUCAAUCCAUAGGGAAAGGCUUACAGYAUGUGCGUAAACUGAAGACUCUACGACUGGAUAGCAAUUUACUGUCCAGUAUUGACCACCGUGAGAUAGGGGGCUGUGCUGACCUUGCAAUCCUGGAUAUCAGUAAUAACGCUCUUACUAAUAUAUCGGCUAUCAAUUGUUUAUCAGCACUAGAAGAACUUGAYGUAUCAGCAAAUAAACUUACUGCUCUACCAGAUAUCAGCAGAUGUAGACAUUUACAAGAAUUAGACCUGUCAAGGAACAGUAUUCAUGAUCUAUCUGGGCUGAAAGGGAUGGUUUGUCUAAUGACUCUACAUAUUGCAAACAACCAAUUAACAAGCCUGAGCUCAAUUGGAAAACAAAAAAAAUUGCAAGAAUUAUAUGUUCAACAAAAUAAAUUGUCUUCACUGAUGAACACAGCACAGCAGUUUCCUUCCCUAGAGGUUUUMAACAUUUCCCAUAAUGCUAUUAGAUCUUGGGAAGAGUUUGAUAAUUUGAAACAAACAAAUGUGGUAGAGCUUUGUGUAAUAGGAAAUCCUUGUAUUUCACCUGACAAUAUUGGGUAUCACCACGUUCUUCAUGAAGAUAUUCCUUCACUAGAAUUGGUAGAUGGGGUAUCAUUAAAGAGACCAACGUCGUCUUCUGGUAGAAGUAAACCCCUCAUGAGACCAAUAACCGCAUCACAUGUGUUGAGUUCAAGGCAAGUCGAAGAGCAGCUAAAGGCYACUGUGAUGGAGCAAAAUUUGUUUGAGGAAUCCAUCUCUAGAAGGUUUGACAUCGUGAAAAGUAUUUUUGAUUCCUUGCCAAGAGAGGUACAAAAGACACUUCCAAAUGUCGUUCAAGAAUCGCCGAAGCGCAACAGUUUGCAUCAGAACAUUUUCAUCCAGGACAAGACAAGAUAUCGUAGAACGUUAUAAAAAGCAUAUAUUUAAUCUUAUUUAAGUUAAGUAUAAGUCAGAUGUAAUUAUUGUUUACAAAACAAAUUGGUAAAAAAGUAAACAGAGUGAAAAAAAAUUCUACUUUUUAAGACAAAGUUCUUGAUAUUUAGUGUAUGCACAAAGCUGUAGAGUCACUCAAGGAACAUAACGAAACAACUGAGAUGGUGUCUAAACGAUUUGAUUUGAAACUAAGAAUCACUAAAAGAUGGCAUACAGAUUCUGAGAUGUACAUAUUUUUUAAAUUAAAGUGUUAUAGAAGAAA
Exaiptasia diaphana is the source of this 1801-nucleotide messenger RNA. RefSeq names its product protein phosphatase 1 regulatory subunit 7. Gene Ontology annotation, molecular function: protein binding. Lineage: Eukaryota; Metazoa; Cnidaria; Anthozoa; Actiniaria; Aiptasiidae. The record is from RefSeq and is a predicted model, not a curated record.